Messenger RNA from Suillus clintonianus, 1479 nucleotides. Its product is annotated as Mur ligase. Gene Ontology annotation, biological process: folic acid-containing compound biosynthetic process. The coding region runs from base 1 to 1479 and encodes 492 amino acids. Lineage: Eukaryota; Fungi; Basidiomycota; Agaricomycetes; Boletales; Suillaceae. Gene Ontology annotation, molecular function: tetrahydrofolylpolyglutamate synthase activity; ATP binding; dihydrofolate synthase activity. The record is from RefSeq and is a predicted model, not a curated record. Gene Ontology annotation, cellular component: mitochondrion; cytoplasm; cytosol. The transcript has a single exon.
AUGUCGAACCUAUCACUGGACCGUAUUGGCCGCCUGGCGCCGCAUCUUCCACCGUAUUCGCGUCCUACUGUCCAUGUUGCUGGCACGAAUGGCAAAGGAAGUGUCACUUGUAUCUUAUCAUCCAUCUUCCUCGCGUCGGGUCUUACUGUUGGUCGAUUCAACAGCCCUCAUCUCACAUCCGUCCAAGACUCCAUUCUGAUCAAUGAACAGAGCAUUUCAUUCGAGGAAUACAGUCUUGUACGCGCAGCUGUUCAGAGCGCGGACCAAGAACAUGGCACCGAGAUUACCACUUUCGAAAUCCUGACACUCGUUGCACUGCAGGUCUUCGAGAAACUUAGAGUAGAUGUCGUAGUCGUUGAGGUGGGCAUGGGUGGUCGCCUGGACGCAACCAAUAUCAUGCCAGACGAGUCCAUACUCCUCUCUCUUCUCACGGCAGUCGACCUUGAUCAUCAGACCUUCCUUGGAAAUACCGUCGAACUCAUCGCAAAGGAGAAGGCAAGCAUUGCGAGGAAGAACAAGCCUUUUGUCUUAGGCAUCCAGAAACAUGCUGCUGUCGAGAAUGUUGUGCGGUCUGUCGUCGAGCAGACCGGUGGUUACUUCAUAGCAACUCACUUGGCGCAGCGACGAGCGUGGGAUGAGACUAUAGAUGGUCCACCGCCACCUACUUUCUCCCUGGAUGCAGAAUCCUUCAGCCCCCCGCCUGCUCAACCUAUUACAUUCACCAAUUCGGUUUUCCCCAACAACUUAUCAGCACUUCUUUAUUUGAAUGGAGCCCAUCAGGUGGAAAACUUGAGUCUCGUAUUGACUGUCAUAUCUACGCUUAUGACGCACCCAUCGUGUGCAUCGAGGAUGCCCAACGAUUUUAGCGAGCGUGUUUUGGAAAACAUUCAGGCAGGCAUUAGAAACGCGACUUGGCGAGGUCGCUUAUCAUUCCAUCGACUUGCGGUUUCCUCACCUAUUCCGCGGGUGAUCACUGUACUUGCCGAUGGCGCCCACAAUCGCGCGUCAUCGGAAACCCUCGCUUCAUACGUAUCGAACCUCAUUACGAUGUUGGACGGAAAUCCACAAGCGCGGAUAUUACGAUUAACUUAUAUCCUCGCCCUUUCCCAUUCUCCCCCUAAAACGCCGAGGGAUACCCUAUCCCCGCUCUUCGCCUUUCGAAGCGGCAUACAGCUUUCAAUACAAACAAAAGUUGCCGCGGUACGAUUCACCUCCCCAGAAGGCAUGCCUUGGAUAACAUCUGUUCCGCCGUCUGAGAUCGCCGCAACCGUGCGUGAGUCCAUAUCAGGUGCAGGGUUGUGGGUUGCGUCCGACGAAGGAGAGAUUCAGGGGCAACUUGAGAGUGCAUUGGAAUGGGCGACUGCGGAGAGGACGGAAGGAGAAGAUGGGGUGCACGAGCUAGUGGUUGUCGCGGGGAGCCUAUACCUCGUUGCGGAUUUUUACCGUCUUCUUGCGAGGCAGGAGGCGAACCCCAUUUGA